Messenger RNA from Varanus komodoensis (Komodo dragon), 2566 nucleotides. RefSeq names its product acylphosphatase 2 (gene ACYP2). The record is from RefSeq and is a predicted model, not a curated record. Gene Ontology annotation, molecular function: acylphosphatase activity; DNA binding. NCBI's taxonomy places the organism in Eukaryota, Metazoa, Chordata, Lepidosauria, Squamata, Varanidae. Bases 249 to 530 code for a protein of 93 amino acids. The transcript has 5 exons. Gene Ontology annotation, cellular component: nucleus.
CUCUCAAGACCCUCCCUUGAAACUCGGAGCUCUUCCAGUUCUCCUUGAGAUGUCCCCCACGCCUUCCCCUGCUGCUAUACUUGGGAUUAACCUGGUGGGCGGUCGCUAUCCCGUGAAGCUUGAGCCUCGCGAGUUUCCGUCGCGGCCUCAGCCAGCUGAGUCCGUUAGAGCCGCCCUUGGUCUUCUCCGCUCGCGCUCUCUGCCCUUUCUCUCAGGAGAGGUGCUGCGCCCUUUCCCUUGCAAGCAUCAUGUCCCAGGUCCUCAAAUCGGUGGAUUACGAGGUGUUCGGCCGAGUGCAAGGUGUAUGUUUCAGAAUGUAUACAGAGGAAAAAGCUAGGAAAGUGGGAGUAGUUGGCUGGAUUAGAAAUUCCAGACAAGGUACGGUUACUGGCCAAGUUCAGGGCCCAGAAGAGAAAGUAAAUGAGAUGCUCACUUGCUUUUCUAUGGAAGCCAGCAACAACCAGCGACUGAGCCAGAUCUGGCCCUGUAUGAAGAGUGAAGCCUGUCUCCCACAUGGAAGGCUUGGCUGACCAGCGUUGGAAGUCCUAGUUCACGCAUUGACCGGGCAGAUUUUUCGAAUGAGAGGGAGAUCUCCAAACUUGAUUUCAAUGGGUUCAUCACAAGAUACUAACCGAAGAGAGCAACCGCGAGCGUGGCAUUCUUCUGCCGCUGCUGCAUAAUAAUAAUCUCCACACUUUGCUGAAGUGUCAUGAUUGCUCUUCUGGGAAGCUUUCUGCAUGUUAGGAAAUGUAAUGAUUCCCUCAUUUGCAUGCAGUAGAAACUGUGCUUUGGAUUAGUGUGCAUGAGUGUGCGUCUCUGCAGAUGCAGGAUUCCCCACGUUACGGCCAUCUCUGCAGAUGGCAGAAGGCAAAUAGGGACCCAUGUCAAGGCCAAAUGCAGACAGAAGCAAAGCAUUUAAGUGAUAAUUAGCAUCUAGUGUUUUUUCUUCUUCUAAAUAGGAGCCAUUUGAGGGAGAUCAGGUUGCAAUGGAAGCAUCUUCCCAUGGUUCAUGUCAGCUGGUGGGGGCACUUUUCCUGAGAACAGAGCAGAGGGAGAAGGGCGACUCCCCCUCCAUCCUGAUCAGACCACCUGUGACUGCUGUUUAGAAGUGCAUGUGUGUGGUGUGUGCGUGUGGGGGUGAAUUCCUGGGCACAUUAAAUAGAAUUAUGCAUUCAAUUUUCCAUCUAGUUUGGUCCACAGCCCAGCACAUAAUUAAGCGAGCAUGGUGCAUUAAUUCCAAUAGGAUUUCCAUGCCCAUAACUGCAUCAGAUCGUGAGUGUGGGUGUUCGCCCCAUGGCAGUUGGCAUGUUUGCUUAUUUCUUCAUCCAGCACUUGCUGGCAGAUUUACUUGAAACUAAGGCCCAUUGCAACCUAUGCAUCCUACACAAUGCAUCCUAUCGAGCUUGCUUACAUAUAACUGUGCACAGGUAAUUGCAUAUAGAUUUUCAAGUCUUACCGACCUUUCCCAGCAUAAAGGCUUGGGACAGUUUACAUCUUCUACAUAAAAUCAAUCUGCUCUCUGAAUCGCUAAAGGCACAGUCCUAUGCAACUUUAGACAGAGGGGGAACCGGCCUCUGAGCCAGCUAUGCAUCGGACCAAGCUCUUAAACAGUUACGUUCGGACACCAGGAGCCAGUCUCAAGCCAACAGACCUUGCAGUGGUCCUACUGAGGUUUUGGCAGCCCAGCUUCCCAAUGAAUCCCCACUCGUCUCAAUCCCAGGCUUUGCUUCCAACCCACGUUUCACCUAAGGACACACCACUGCCUUUUGCUCAUACCAAGCCUUUGUCAUCACCACCACCACAGACUUGCGUGGAUUGUCGUUUCUGUUCAUGUUUAACUUUAUAUUACAAUAACUUUACAUUGUAAGCUCUUCUGGCCAGUAACACUUUCGGGUAGUGGGCCCACUCGGGUAGCAGGCUUGCUGGAUUCAGUUGGCAGGGACCUCUCCAGGGUCAAAGCUGGGGUUAGGGGCUGGGAGGAACAGCUCUGCACGUUUCCAGCAAGUGUCAGGUGUGCACGGCACUGAUUGGCUAGUCCCCUGUGAAAUCACCGAGGCACCCUGAGCAGCUUUGCAAACCUGUUUUUCAAAUAUGAGGCUCAAAGGAACAAGCAUUAAAAAGAGUGUUAGCAAACUGCCUGGAUCGUUUGAUUAUUCUAUAGAGAUACACAAGUUGAAAUGAACGAGUAAAUGGUAAAAUAAUGUGAGCCUAUGUCUUCCUGACAUUGCUGGGUGAGGCAUAGCAUUAUUCAGAAACCAGCUCGAGAGUUCCUCUGGACGCACAGCCCUCCCCUCCACAGCUGUCAGGGAAGCAGCUGGAUCAGCUACCUUUCCAAGGGUGAAAGAGCACUGAAGAGAAUUGCCAUAUCCAAAAUGGCUCCCAGCACCACUCCAGUAAUGGAGAUAGUUUCCACGUUUGAUGGCUCAUGUGGAAUAAGACAGGUUCAACCCACGGCUGACAGCACCAUGAUGACAUUUCUUCACAUAUGAUGUAUGUCUUCACUCUAUGAUAUUGCUUUUAUUGAUAACGUUUUAUCCAAAAUAAAGGCUGAUAUUUCCUUCGGAAA